Messenger RNA from Rhipicephalus sanguineus (brown dog tick), 2134 nucleotides. Its product is annotated as glutamate-rich WD repeat-containing protein 1. The record is from RefSeq and is a predicted model, not a curated record. Gene Ontology annotation, molecular function: protein binding. The coding region runs from base 110 to 1504 and encodes 464 amino acids. The transcript is spliced from 7 exons. Lineage: Eukaryota; Metazoa; Arthropoda; Arachnida; Ixodida; Ixodidae.
AUGGGCGCCGCCAUUGCUUGAUUCACAUGUGCGCCGCUGUCUUUCGCGCACGCAUCUCGCGUAGCGUAAGCGCAAUCUAGCAAAAGGCGGCCGCUGCCAGCAACAAACGAUGGCGGACGAAGCCGGGGACGCACCGAACUCGGACUCCGACUUCGAAGACAUGGAGGACGGCGACGUGGAAGACGACGACGACAUGUCGGACGGAGGCAACGUCGCUGCCACAGGUGCCGGCGCGGCCGAGCGUCGCGUUUACGUGCCCGGUACCACUACGUCGAACGAGGACGGCGAGGAACUGGAGUGCGAUCAGUCGGCCUACGUCGUCUACCACCAGGCCACCACAAUUGCGCCUUGUCUGAGCUUUGACAUCAUCAAGGACAACCUGGGUGACGACCGGGCGGAUCGGUUCCCUCUCACCUGCUACCUUACCUCCGGCACCCAGGCGGAGCGGUCGCACUUGAAUCACCUCAUGGUGAUGAAGAUGAGCAACCUGAGUCGAAACAAAGAGGCAUCUCAAAAGGACGCUGGCGAUGAUGAGGACAGCUCGGACAGCGACGACGAAGACUCCAAGCCGGAGCUGGAAACUGCUCUGGUCCCACACAACGGCUGCGUCAACCGUGUCAGGGUUGCCAAGGUCGGCGACAAGACCCUGGCAGCGUCGUGGUCGGAAAACCGUCGCGUCUACUUGUGGGACCUCGCUCGGCCACUGCACGUGCUCGACCAUCCUUCGGCCAUGUCGUCGUAUGUGCGCAACCAUGAGGCUCCCAAACCAAUCUUCAACUUUGGAGGUCACUUGGCUGAGGGCUAUGCAGUUGACUGGUCGCCGACCAAACCAGGUGUGUUAGCGACCGGCGAUUGCCUCAAGAGCAUCCACCUGUGGAAGCCGCAGGAAGGCAGCUGGCACGUCGACCAGCGACCUUACACGGCGCACACGGCAUCAGUCGAAGACAUCCAGUGGUCUCCCAACGAAGCCACGGUCAUGGCGUCUUGUUCGGUCGACAAGUCCAUCAGAGUGUGGGACGUUCGUGCAGCACCCCACAAGGCGUGCAUGCUCACGGCCGCUGAUGCCCACGAGGCCGACGUCAAUGUCAUUAGUUGGAACCGAAAAGAGCCUUUCCUCCUGUCUGGCGGUGAUGAUGGCGCCAUCAAGGUUUGGGACCUGAGGACCUUUCAGGGUGGACGCCCUGUCGCCACCUUCAAGCACCACCUCGCGCCGAUCACCUCCGUCGAGUGGCACCCGACAGACAGCACCGUCUUCUGCGCCAGCGGCAGCGACGACCAGCUCACCCUGUGGGACCUGGCCGUCGAGCGGGACCGCGACGCGGAGGGUACCGCCGGGGACGAGGAGAAUGACGACGAGGCCCUGCAGGGGCUGCCUCCGCAGUUGCUCUUCAUCCACCAGGGGCAGAAGGACAUCAAGGAAGCACACUGGCAUCCGCAGAUGCCCGGCCUCAUCCUGAGCACUGCACAGAACGGUUUCAACGUGUUCCGAACUAUCAGUGUCUGAGGAGGCGCGACGAUGAAGUGAAGUGCGUCGUCUUGCGGACUCUGCCAAUGGCAACAAGUCGGAUACUGUUGGGGUCGGCUGUAGUUAUUGCACAGAACUACAAUGUGUACAGACAUGAGUAAGAACGCACAGACCAGAUGCCAAGUGCUCCUUGUCUCGUGUGUUCGUAAUGCUGCUCCAUUCUGGUCCGAUAGCUGUUUUGUGCAAAAACUACAGCGGCUCCAAACACCAAAUACCACACUGGAGAAUUUAAGAAUUUGCCUAGUGGGUCUAACCGGGAGUGGAAUUGUGGCCGAUGUGUCACGUGCACAGCGUCCCCUGAUGCUUGUGUCAGGACUGCCCAACAUAGUUUUUGUUGCAUCAUACCGUGCUGUAAAUAGGCAGUCAUAUGAAUGAUUCGGAAGAUAGAUUGUUGUUGUUGUUUUAAAUUAAGAUAAAUAACGCAGUCCAAACUUGCACUGUCGAAGAAUGUCACGUUACUGUGUGGGGGCCACACAUUUUUUCCACACAAAUCGGGGGCCCCGAAAUUCUUAGCUGCGGCACGUGGACAAGAAAUAUGAAUAAAUUUGCAUCUAGCGCUGUCGAACCUCCAUAUAACAUACGUGGAUAUAAAAAAAAGUCAAUAUAAAA